AUGCAAAAUUCUUCUCUCCUCAGCAAUAGAAAACGAAUGAAAAUUUGUGUCUAUGAAAAAGUUGACAACGCUGUUCUUAAAUGGAUGACUUGUAUACGAAAUAACAAUCUGCCUAUAUCAGGUUCGUUAAUCAAAGAAAAAGCAAUUUAUUUUGCUCAGAAAUUUGGUUUUAUCGAUUUUCGUGUAAGCUUUGGAUGGUUAGAUAAAUUUAAAUCGAAACAUAAUGUUGUGUUUAAAGUUAUUUGUGGUGAGAGUGCUGAUGUUCAAGAAAAUAACUGUGAUGCAUGGAAAUUAAAUAUUUUACCAAAAUUAAUUGAAAAAUUCAAUCCAAAAGAUAUUUUUAACGCUGAUGAGACAGGUUUAUUUUUUAAAUGUUUAUCAAACAAAACGUUAACUUUUAAAAAUGAUAAAUAUUUCGGAGGUAAGCAUAUUUCGGAGGUAAAGAGCGAUUUACUUUGAUGGUGUGUUCUAAUAUGUCUGGAACUGAAAAAUAAAAACUUCUAAUUAUUGGAAAAAGCAAAAAUCCAAGGUGUUUCAAAGGCAUAAAAUCAUUUGAAACAAAUUACGAUUUUAAUAAAAAAAGAGUGGAUGACAUCAUUCAUUUUUGAAAAGUGGUUACUAGAUAUUGAUCAAAAAAUGAAUCAAGAAAAUCGAAAAAUAAUUUUUUUGGUGGAUAAUUGUAUUGCUCAUCCUCGUACCUUAUCUACAAAUCUGUAAUGCUUGCAUAUUUUCCCCCAAAUACAACAAGUAAGCUCCAACCAAUGGACCAAGGAAUAAUAAAUAAUCUUAAAGUGUAUUAUCGAAAACGUAUUUUGAACAAAGUUAUUUCAUAUCUUGAACAGAGAACAACAAUUACUCUGCGAGAUUGUAUUUCUGAGGUAUCGAAAGCUUGGAGAAGUGAUGUAACGUCUGAAACCAUAAAAAAAUGUUUCUUCAAAGCUGGAUUAAAAAAUGAAAUUAUUGAAAUAUCAGAUGUGCAUUGAGAAUGGGAGUUAGUUCACUGCGAUGGCGUUACUUUACAAGAUUAUUUGAAAAUUGAUGAAGAUAUCGCCGUAUAUGAAUCACCUACUGAAGAAAGUAUUGUAGAAGAGGUUAGAAAAAAAGAAAAUCCUGAUGAAUUUGAAGAAUAA
Messenger RNA from Cinara cedri, 1130 nucleotides. Lineage: Eukaryota; Metazoa; Arthropoda; Insecta; Hemiptera; Aphididae. The record is from the annotation of a GenBank genome assembly.